AAUCAGCAGCGCCCAACACAUCGCACUUCGCCAUCACAUACAACAACAAUUGCAUCCGCAAUUCGGCUUGGGAAAGACGCCAACGGCAGCAUGAGCGCGUGGCAAGGCAGUGAGGAUGGAGAGGAGAAGGAAUGCAAACUGCUGAGCGGCGAUUUCGCCGUGCUGUUGCAAGUGCUGCUGGGAUUCAUUGCCAUCUCCGUGCUGGCGUUUAAGCGAUGGCGUGAAGUGCCUCGACGUCCGCUGAUGGUAAAACUUUUGUCACGGCUGAGGUGGCAAAAAGUGGCAAACUGUGGCUAAAGAUUUUUUUUUUUGUUUACUUGAUUGACUUUUGGCAAAAAAAAAAAAAUUAUAGGUGUGGGCUUUCGAUGCCUCGAAGCAAAUGGUUGGUGCCACGUUUGCGCAUGUGGCAAACCUGCUCAUUGCCAUCGUGCUCUACUCGUAUCAAGAGGAACUCGAGUCCGACGAAGAACCAGUUGACCAGUGUGCGCUGUAUUUUGUGAAUUUCACUUUGGAUACAACGUUGGGAGUAUUCCUCAACUAUGUGUUGCUAUCGGCGGUGGUGCUUUUGGCACUUCGUUUCAGUUGGUCUUCACUGAAAACUCCCGGUGACUAUGGCACUCCCGUUCGCGUGCGAACAUGGAUAUUGCAAGUGAUUUCGUGGAUUAUUGUCAUUUUCACCUGCAAAUUUCUCAUUGCGGUGCUUAUCGUGGCGUUCCAAAAGCCGUUGGGAGCUUUUGCGGUGCUGCUUUUCAAACCUUUGGAGGAAUACCCUGACGUGGAACUGGCAAUCGUCAUGAUCGCAUGUCCGUGUCUGAUGAACGCGUUGCAGUUCUGGGUCCAGGACAAUUUCCUCAAAAAGGAUGUUCGCGACGAAAGCUUCAUCGUGGCACAAGCGGCCCAAUCUCCAACUGGCAGCUUGAACGGCGAUGGCAAACUGCCCAGCUUAGGCACACCUACAGACGACGAGUGCAGUGAACCUGGCGAAGGAGACCCCAAACUUACAAUUGCCACUGGCAACACACAAGAACCAGGCGAAAAGGAAAAGAAACUCGAACUCGACCUCUCAUCCAUUUAAUUCCCCAAAAGUGUAUGUACUUAGACCAAAAUUUGCCUUUGCAACUUGCAAACGAAGCAUCUUUCCAUUGAUAAAGCCAAAAUCGUGACGUUCUAUACGCAA
Molecule: messenger RNA, 1177 nt
Organism: Phytophthora nicotianae INRA-310
Lineage: Eukaryota; Oomycota; Peronosporomycetes; Peronosporales; Peronosporaceae
Exons: 2
Coding region: 380-1075 (231 amino acids)
Cellular component (GO): membrane
Source: RefSeq, a predicted model, not a curated record